AUGACUGUUAUUGGAACCAAGGAACCAAAAUCUUACAGUGAAGCAAAAGGGAUGACUGAAUGGGUGGAGGCUAUGCAGAGAGAAAUUAAGGCUCUGCAGGACAAUGAUACAUGGGUUAUAACCCAGCUGCCUCCAGGGAAAGCGACAAUAGGGUGCAAAUGGGUGUAUAAAACGAAGUUCAAGGCUGAUGGCAGCAUUGAAAGGUACAAAGCUCGCCUGGUGGCUAAAGGCUAUACCCAGCAGGAGGGCAUUGACUACCUUGACACCUUUUCCCCUGUUGCCAAGCUCACUACGGUCAGAUUGCUAAUUGCCCUAGCAGCCUCCAACAACUGGUUUCUACAUCAACUGGAUGUUGAUAAUGCCUUUCUGCAUGGAGACCUUAAUGAAGAGGUCUACAUGGAUCCACCCCAGGAUUAA
Molecule: messenger RNA, 417 nt
Organism: Vigna angularis (adzuki bean)
Lineage: Eukaryota; Viridiplantae; Streptophyta; Magnoliopsida; Fabales; Fabaceae
Exons: 1
Coding region: 1-417 (138 amino acids)
Source: RefSeq, a predicted model, not a curated record